AUGGCUGAUUUCAGGAAGAUGGAUGUCAUCAAUUUCACUGCCUUGCCAAUGGUGCCAGUAGAUGAGCACCCGGCUGUCUCAUUCACCCCACGGAAAGCAAUGAAGGAUGCCAUGAGGAAGAAUCUGGAGGACAGUCCACCCUCCUGGCGCACUGGCUCUAUACAGCAGGUGAACCAAGGGAUUGCUGACACAGAUCUGAGUCCCAACCCGUUGGUGCACAGCCUGGCAAUUGAGAAGUAUGAGAUGGAGAAGAAGGCUUUAAAAGGAGAGAGAAGUCACGGCGGCUUGGGAGACAGAGAAAAGAGCGAAAGAAAAUCUCAGUGUAUUUGCAAAGGCUCAGAAUCCAGGAAUGUCAAAUCUUUCAUUAUCAAAAGGAAAACAGCGGACAAAAAUAUGCUGGCAGAGCUGUACCAGUAUCCACAGUUUGACGACUCUAAGCCAAACAGCCUUCCAAAUGGGGUGGACUUCUAUGACAUGGUGGGCAAUGUGAUCCAGGCUGAGAGAAGCCCCCUUAGUGGCAAGUCUUUCUGUUCAGAUAGAGAAUUAGAGCAGUUUCUCUCUUCUCCUUCUGUAAGAGCCAUAUGGCUGGAUAGCUUCUGGUGGAUCUUUCAUGAAAGGUACCAGCCAAAGAAGGAAGUCCAGAGCAAGCUGUUCGACCGGAUAGCCCAGCACUAUGCCUUUCUUUUGUCUGGUGAAUCCAGGUCCCACUACGAAGAGGCUCUCUUAAAAAGGUUGACAUCACUUCUGAGUAAAGCCCUGUACACCAGCUUCUGCUGCUGCUUCCCUCAGUCCUGGUUCAACACUCACGAAUUCAAGUCUGACAUCUGUAACACCAUGAGCCUGUGGAUUUCAGGUAUAUAUCCUUGCCCACACAGCUAUAAUAGCUGGGACUACUCGAAACUGGAUCCAGAGAGAUUCCGGAGAGAAUUAAUGUUGCAGAGAAAAAGACUGCUGAAGGGUAAGGUGCCAGCUAGGGACUUCCGUCCCCUCUGUCCCCUGCCACACCCAGCUACCAUCUAUCUAACGCCCUCGGGGAAAGCAAGGGUGCUCGGCAGGAAGGAGGGACCUCCCAAGAGGCAGUGCUGUCUCACCGUGAAGAAUUCAAUGGAUGGCUCACAAAUACAGAAUACCUCAAAAGAGCGUAAUUAUCAGACUCUAGUCUUGAGGAAAGCAACACAACAAGUCAAAAGGAUAUCAGCAGCAAGAGAACUUGAGAAUAUGCUUCCUAAGCCGUCUUACCCUGCCUGCAAAAGCCCUGAGAUGACUUCAAACCUCUUCAACAUUUAUGGGAAGAGCCCUCUGAUUGUAUACUUCCUCCUGAACUACGCCUCUCUGCAGCAGCCUGGCAAAGACGUGUUGAUGGUCAGGAGGGAAAAAACCAAGAGCAUCCCUGAGUCCGCCCUGACAUACGUUGAGGUCAUCAGCCUGACCCUGAGCAACAUGAAGAAGCGGAGGGACGACCUCCACCAGCUGAACCGGCUUCACUGGAGCGAGUGGAAUCAUUUCAGUGCGUACCUGAAAGAGCUGCACAACAACUUCCUCAGGGAGGUGAAGAGUAUUGAUCAAAGAGCAAAAGACAAAAAACAGGCGAACCACAUGUUCAUCCAGCCUUCAACCUUCAUUGAGGACUCCCCUGAAAAGAAAUCUAGAAGAAGCCAUCAGGGGGAGAUUGUUUCUUUUGAGGUUUGUUUGAACGAAUACCGUGGGAAAAGUAGAAAUGUGAACACUUUAGGAAUUAUUAAUAUGAAGGAAAAGGAGGAGAGGGAAAGAGAAUGGAAACAGAAGUUGAACUACUCUUCCUUCUCACCAUCAAGCCCUGAUGAAUUCUCUUCCCUGGAGCUAGGAAGCCCCUACAAAAUCUCUGAUAUUUCUGCUACCAGGUAG
Messenger RNA from Balaenoptera acutorostrata (minke whale), 1884 nucleotides. RefSeq names its product family with sequence similarity 227 member A (gene FAM227A). The record is from RefSeq and is a predicted model, not a curated record. NCBI's taxonomy places the organism in Eukaryota, Metazoa, Chordata, Mammalia, Artiodactyla, Balaenopteridae.